Molecule: messenger RNA, 4728 nt
Organism: Perca flavescens (yellow perch)
Lineage: Eukaryota; Metazoa; Chordata; Actinopteri; Perciformes; Percidae
Product: adenylate cyclase type 8
Exons: 23
Coding region: 434-3982 (1182 amino acids)
Biological process (GO): intracellular signal transduction; cAMP biosynthetic process; adenylate cyclase-activating G protein-coupled receptor signaling pathway
Cellular component (GO): plasma membrane
Molecular function (GO): adenylate cyclase activity
Source: RefSeq, a predicted model, not a curated record
CUGUGAUUAUGUCUCCAGGCGUAGUAAAUGUGUUUAGUUUGAUGUUGCCCACCUGUCAUGUUGGAUGCUAGUCACAAGGCGGCGUUGCUCUUCCAGGUUCACAGAGGAAGGGAUAUGUGUGGCACUUUAGCCCUGAACUGGGUCUCCACCGGCGCUUCGAAAAUCAGGAAACCCGCUGGAUUGUCUUUGGCCUGUGGUGGAAAUCUGCAUACAAUUCCUGUGCCAUGGAAUCAGCAAAAGUGGAUUAUGACGGGCGGGACGAGUAUAUCCUAUGGCAAAUGUUGGACAUGACGAGAAGAUACACAAUAUGUAAAACAAUACAGAAGUAGGUGACAUUGUGCCAGAACUCCCUACUCUGAUAGACAACUCCCAGAACAGGCUGCUGCCUCUUCCUGAUCUAAGACCAACAGAUGAGGUCGGCUAUCUUACCACCAUGGUGACCUUCUCUGAGACAACACAGGUCUUCCCCAUGGAGCUGCGUGAGCCGACCUGCCUUACCGCGACCCUGUCCCCUGGGCUGCGGCGGAAAAAGAUGCUUUGGCAGAACGCUGUAAAACAUAUCAUUAACCAGAAGGAGCUCAGCAUCCAGGUGGGUGUGGAGCCAGCAAGUAAAAUCUUUGUGACUGAUGCCUACAUGGACGUGAUCAACAAACAAAUCCGUGACAAGGCCUCACGGGGGGUCACAAAACGUCGCUCCUCCACAUUUAAAGUGCACCCUACCCAUUCCCGUGACUCCAUCAGCACAUACAACAGUACCAGGGCUUCUUUUAAUGAAUACUCCAGCGAUGCCGACUUCUUUGUGCACUGGGGCCGUACAAUUCGUGGAGUCUGUAUACCCACCCUGAGGCAUACCUUCAAGUCUCGGGAUCUGGAGAAACUGUACCAGCAACACUACUCCCACCAAAGACGCAACUCUCUAGCCAUCACCAAUGUAAUCGAUGCGGUGGCCAAAUUACACGUAUUGGUUCUGUACCUGGCAGUGGUCCCUGAGGCGGUCACAGACACUCUGCGUGGCUGCCUGACGGCCAUUUUCAUGGUGUUAGCUGUAGCGCUGUGCAUCGUGGUGUUAACCUGCAAGGACUCCUUGUCCCCACGGUGGCUUCACUAUGCUAGCCUAGCUUGCUGGUUCUCGCAGACCACCCAGGUGCUGGGAGGACUGGUGUAUGGACUGGAAAAAGACCCAUCAUGGUAUGUUUUGUUCACAUUGUUCGCCACAUACACGCUGCUGCCGUUACCUCUGUUGUGGGCCAUGUGUGCUGGCUCCCUCACCUCAGUACUGCACCUUCUGGUGGAGAUAGUGUGCCACUACAAUGAUGCCAUACUUUUGAGAAAGGUGUUUGCCAAAGGCCUGCUGUACCUGGGUAUGAACACAGCCGGCUUGUUCAUCCACUACCUGACAGACCACGCCCAGAGACAGGUCUUCCUGGAGACGCGGCGCUGCAUUGAGGGUCGCCUCAAACUAGAGCAAGAAAACCAGAGACAGGAGCGUCUGGUGCUGUCGAUCCUGCCUCGCUUUGUUGCCUUGGAGAUGAUCACUGACAUGAGCUCUCUGGAAAAUGAACUCAAUCCUCAUGAGUUUCACAAGAUCUAUAUCCACCAGUACAAAGAUGUCAGCAUCCUUUUUGCAGACAUCAAGGGCUUCACUCUGUUGUCCAUGAAUCUGUCGGCCCAGGAUCUGGUUCGAAUCCUCAACGAGCUCUUCGGACGCUUUGACCGAUUGUCAGAUGAGCACCACUGCAUGCGGAUAAAGAUACUGGGAGACUGUUACUACUGCGUGUCAGGGGUCCCUGAGCCACAGCGUGCCCAUGCCCGUCAUUGUGUUGAGUUGGGUCUGGCCAUGAUCAACACCAUACGGUAUGUGCGGAAGCAGCUGAACUUUGACAUGGACAUGAGGAUUGGGAUCCACUCUGGCUCUGUCCUGUGUGGGGUGCUGGGCCUGCAGAAAUGGCAGUUUGACGUCUGGUCGUGGGACGUGGGCAUUGCUAACAUGCUGGAGGCGGGUGGCAUACCAGGCCGCAUCCACAUCUCAAGGGCGACUCUGGACUGCCUACAAGGCACCUACAAGACAGAAGCUGGUCAUGGUCGUGACAGGAGCGAAUUUCUGCUCAAACACAACAUCGACACUUUCCUCAUCUGCCCUCAGGAGGAAAGGAAAGAAGUUGACCGUGUUAACCCCCUUAAAGUCCAGAAAACUAUUAAAACCUGGAACCCAGAGCUGCCCUUUGGGAACGUCAUUGACAUGAAUAGCAUCCUGGCCUCAUUCACAAACGGCUCGAUGCCCAACAUAUGUCGGUCCACCUCCAAGGAAAUCAACAAACGCAUCAAACACGCUAUUGAGGUUCGAAGCAGUGAGCGUAUGCACAGGGAGCACAUCACUCCACUGACCCUGAAGUUCAAAGACAUGCACAUCGAGGACAAGUUCUCCCAGAUGAGAGAUGAAAUGUUCAACUCCAACCUGGUCUGCUCCUUCAUCAUGCUCCUCUUUCUCAUGGCUGCCCAGGCCCUCAUUCCUGCGCCCAGGCUGUUCCCAGCCGUCCUCCAGUUUUCAGUCUUCCUGCUCGUCUACAUGCUGCUGCUGCUGUUGGCCCUGGCUGAAGAGUUCAGGUGCACUCCUGCACGGCUGCAGUACAUCUGCUGCUGGAUCCAUGAAAACAACAGCGCCCGCAACCUCCUCACCCUUACCGCCAUCGUCAUCAACUUCGGCAUGGUUUCUACUGACAUGGUAUGGUGCAUUCUCACAGACACACAAGAGGCUGAGGUAAUGGACAGAACCAACACAGCCUCACGUACCUUCACCGUCUGCACUUACCAUGAGGUCUUUGUAUUGAGUGGUGUUAUCGCCAUGGUGACUUGUGCCGUGUUCCUGCGUCUCAACUCUCUGCUGAAGCUGGCGGUGUUGCUGCUGGCGGUGGCCAUCUACACCUACCUCACCCACCUGGCCUUCCUCACACUCACGCGCCAUGAUAUGCUGCACAGGUCUCACUAUGUCAGAAGAAAAGGAAUUUCCAUCCUUCUCAUGGCCGUGUUUAUUAUUGCUGUCUUCUACAAUGGACGACAGUGGGAGGCCACUGCCAGACUUGACUUCCUGUGGCGUCUGCAGGCCCAACAGGAAGUGGAAGACAUGAGGGAAUUGCGGGAACACAACGAGUGUCUAUUACACAACAUCCUGCCUGUGCACGUGGCGCAACAUUUUCUGGACCGGAGCAAGAAUGACGAGGAGCUUUACUCCCAGUCCUACGAUGAAGUCGGUGUCAUGUUUGCCUCCAUCGCUGGGUUCAAUGAGUACUUUGAGCAGAAAGAGAUCAGACAUGAAGGAGUGGACUGCCUCCGACUUCUGAAUGAGAUCAUUGCUAGCUUUGAUGAUUUGUUGGAGGAGUCGUACUUUCACUAUGUGGAGAAGAUCAAGACCAUUGGGAGCUGCUACAUGGCAGCCUCUGGCUUAGCUCCAAACGGACAGGCAUCUAUGGAUGAAUGGAAUCACUUAAGUGAGCUGGUUUUGUUUGCGCUGGCAAUGCAAGAGACCUUGAAAGAGAUUAACAGGCUCUCUGCCAAAAACUUUCAGCUGCGUGUGGGCAUUGCCCACGGGCCGUUGGUCGCAGGGGUGAUCGGUGCCACCAAGCCGCAGUAUGACAUCUGGGGGUCAACCGUGAACCUGGCCAGCCGAAUGGACAGCACAGGUGUGAGCGGACGCAUCCAGGUACCUGAGGCCACGCGCAGGGUCCUGGCAGAAUGGGGUUUUGUCUUGGAGCUACGUGGAGAAAUCUUUGUGAAGGGGGUGAGCGAGAGUCAGGGGAAAGUCCGCACCUAUUUCGUCAGCACCAUGCGCAGCAAGAGGGCCAAUGUUGGUCGCAUGGCGGCACGGACAGGAGGACGCAUGACACUCGCAGGAGUGGUGUUUGGUCUCGUCCAGUCCAGACAAAAGGAAAAGAUGAGAGAGACUAAUGGGGGGUUCUGUCCGACUCCCUCCACUCAUCAAUGCUGAGGGGACUUUUGGGGUCAGAUGGUGGAGGACACAGCACAGCCAUAUUGUUUCUAUUGGUUUACAGUUUUGUUGUGUGUGUUUUAUACUUUGCCAUAAUAACCAAAUUAGCUUCACAAACAGAAAAGGGUGUAGCUGUUAGACACAGGACCCAAAUCCAGAAGAGCCUUUGUUCCUGUGUCCUCUGCUUUCCUGUCAAAUAUGUUGGGCUGUAUUGUACUUAAUGGACAUUUGGGGAAACUAAUACAGGGGCAGGCUGGCUUCUUUUACAGUGAGUCUGAAUGCCAUCUUGAGGGCAUUGCUUUCUAUUUUUUGUUGCCAUAUCUACACAUUGCAGUUUUAAGCAUGUUAAGUUCAUUUUGUACAAAAGUAAUAAAGGCCAACAUGUCUUUUUUUUAUGUUUUCCAAGCAAUUCCCCAGACCUUUAAGCCAAAAUACCUCAAAACAACCAGCUCAACCUCUCAUAGACUUUUUAAUGGCCUAUACAAUGCUGACUAGUGUUUUUUUACUGUAAUGUGCAUUAUUCAUCAAAAGCAAAGGACAGGGUUGUAUUUUGCGUGUAAUAAUGAUGUAAUAAUAUGUUAUAUUGUGUCACUGUUAUAUUAAAACACUUUGCCACUGCAAUUUGUUUUUUUAUGUUUUAACUGAAGGAUGACAAGCGCAUCCAUGGGACAAAAAAACAAACACAGAAACUCAUAGAGUGUAUAAUACAUAUGAAUCACAAUGUUUAUACCUCAGACAGACUGGGC